Messenger RNA from Phanerochaete carnosa HHB-10118-sp, 159 nucleotides. RefSeq lists its product as uncharacterized. The transcript has a single exon. The annotation marks the transcript as partial. Lineage: Eukaryota; Fungi; Basidiomycota; Agaricomycetes; Polyporales; Phanerochaetaceae. The record is from RefSeq and is a predicted model, not a curated record.
GUGGCCACAGCCAAAGUGAAUCAAACAACAAAGAAGAAGAGCAUUCGAGUGUAUGGCCUGCUUACCGACUUUCAUUAUUUUCGCUUUUUUUCAUACGAUCCUGUGCAAGGACGGUUUUACUUCGAUGAAGAAAUUACUGCAGCAGGUAAGCGCGAAUAA